Molecule: messenger RNA, 1431 nt
Organism: Harpegnathos saltator (Jerdon's jumping ant)
Lineage: Eukaryota; Metazoa; Arthropoda; Insecta; Hymenoptera; Formicidae
Gene: Tcs4
Product: Threonyl-carbamoyl synthesis 4
Exons: 5
Coding region: 85-1371 (428 amino acids)
Biological process (GO): tRNA threonylcarbamoyladenosine modification
Cellular component (GO): mitochondrion
Source: RefSeq, a predicted model, not a curated record
UUUAUAACCUAUUCUUGUUUUAUAACCUAUUCGUGUGUUUAUAAUCCAUAUAAUCAAGUGAGAUUACGUAUCGUUUGAUAUAUAAUGAACAAGUGUAUAUAUUUGUUAUUUUAUAAGACUUCGUUAAAACCAUAUCAACCGAGAUGUUUGAAUUUUUUACGCGCGUGUAGUCAGAUAGUGGACACGUUGCGAAGGUAUUCUGACAAACCGGCUAUUAUUUUGGGAAUCGAAACGAGCUGUGAUGACACAGGAUGUGGAAUUGUAGACAUCACGGGAAAAAUAUUAGGCGAGGCGAUACAUUCGCAGCAUGCCAUUCACCGAAUACAUGGCGGGAUAAUACCUACACUUGCCAGUCAAUUUCAUAGAGAAAAUAUUACCACAGUCUGCGAGAAUGCAUUAAAAUCAGCUAAUCUAAGAUUAAGGGAUAUAGAUGCUAUUGCAACUACAACCAAGCCAGGUCUUCCUAAUUCACUUAAUAUUGGAAACACCUUUGGCAAAUAUCUCUCUAGGAUUGGUAACAAGCCAUAUAUACCAAUACAUCACAUGGAAGCUCAUGCAUUAACUGUGAGGAUGAUACAGAAGGUUGACUUCCCUUAUCUCGUUUUGUUAUUAUCAGGUGGACAUAGUUUACUGGCAAUUGUUGAUAGUGUUGAUAAAUUUUAUACACUGGGUACUACAACUGACAAUGCAGUUGGUGAAAUUCUUGAUAAGAUUGCACGCAGACUUAAACUUGUUAAUAUACCAGAGUUCUUGCAUAUGAGUGGUGGUCAGGCGAUAGAGAGUGCAGCUUGUAGAGCAACAGAUCCAAAGAAAUUUGAAUUUCCAUCUAUUAUAACAAGAAAGAGAGAUUGUCAAUUUAGUUUUGCAGGUGUAUGGACUAAGAGUAUCAAAUACAUCGCUAGCCAAGAGAAAGAGUUUGAGAUUGACACAAAUAAAUUAAUCCCUGAUGCAUAUAAUCUUUGCGCCUCGCUACAAUGGGCUAUUGCAAAGCACAUAUGUCUUAGGCUGCAAAGGGCAAUGGAAUUUAUUGAUAAGAUGAAUUUGAUUCCACAUGAAAAGCGAACUUUGGUAAUAUCCGGCGGCGUGGCGUGCAAUGAUUUCUUCGCUAAAGCUUUCGAAAUUGUUUGCUCAGAGAAAGGCUUCCAACUCGUCCGAACUCCGCAUCGCUUAUGCAAUGAUAACGGCGUGAUGAUAGCGUGGAAUGGUGCAGAGCGGUGGAUAGCGAAUGUGGGUGUUAUUCGAGACAGAAAUAAAAUCGAGGCGGUGACCAUCGAAAAUAAGGUACCGCUAGGGGAGAAUUGGAUAGAAAAAGUGCGAGCUGCGAACAUAAAGUGUAAGGUGGUGAAAUUAAAAGCACUGAUGACAUGCUAGUUUUCCUCUGGUAUUAGUUUCUUAUUUGAACCUGCACAUACUUCUUGUUUAUCAAGUAUG